Otolemur garnettii (small-eared galago) is the source of this 4965-nucleotide messenger RNA. It is a transcript of the gene MOB3C, whose product is annotated as MOB kinase activator 3C. Gene Ontology annotation, molecular function: protein kinase activator activity. Bases 3126 to 3776 code for a protein of 216 amino acids. Lineage: Eukaryota; Metazoa; Chordata; Mammalia; Primates; Galagidae. The record is from RefSeq and is a predicted model, not a curated record. The transcript has 3 exons. Gene Ontology annotation, biological process: positive regulation of protein phosphorylation; signal transduction. Gene Ontology annotation, cellular component: cytoplasm; nucleus.
GCGACCUGUGCCCGAAGGCAGGCUAGCCACUGUCCUCAGGCUGGGGUCUGAGACUCCGAGCUUUGAAAGUCGGGGUUGGGGUGGCGGUGUGGAGGGGGCGUGUCUCCGGGAGCGGAAAUGUCAGGCCAGGCUCUCUGGGUCCUACGACCGACCUGUGGGGCGCUGAGAGUCGGGUUGAAGAUGGGGGUGUGCGGGUGUGCGGGGCGGGGAAAGACGGGGUGCGUGGGGAGGUGGGCGGGGAGGCCCAGCGCCGCACGGGCGGGGAGAGGAGAGUCUUCGCCUCUACUUUUAGAUCUCUGCCAUGUAGAGCGUCCCAGGCUGAAUUCUGGGGUCAAUCUGGAGCCAUCCUCUGGCCCAGAUGCUGUACCAGGGUCAGGGAGUGGAGAUGUAUCCUGGCCCAGAAACAGGCUGGGUCACCCUGUGAUUUUCAUCUGGGAAGCCCAAAUGCCCACCGAGGGAGUGAGCAAGCCACUGGCCAGCCACUCUAGGAGUAACAGGACAUGCAGCGUUAGGAAGUGGGGUCAGGAGGAUGAAGGUAGUGGUUCUGUGAGGGCGGGGGGGGGGGGGGGGGGAUGAGGAGAGGUAAGUGGCCUGGAUGGGAGAGUACCUCCCCUGUACCCACCCCCAAGCUUAUAUUUCCUUGGAGUGUAGGAAGGAAUGUGGGAUUCUAGCUUACUGGUCAGAACACCCAAGUUGCUGUGGGUCAGUGUGUUGGGGGCAGGAAGCAGUCUGGGCUGUUUGGUGGGCAAGAUGCUUCCUCCUCUCCCCCCACUUCCCUAUUCUUCCCUAGCUCCACCAGACCAGUGACCAGCCAGUGCAGGAAAAUGGUCCUUUACUCUUUGUCACUAGCUGAGCCCCAGCAUGUCCCAGUUCCCAGCUCUGCUUAUAGUUUGCUAUGGGAAUGCAGGCUCCCCAAGUCCCCUUCCUGGGGCUUAGUUUCCUCAUCUGUGCAAGUGAGUUGGGCCAGUUGAUUUCUCAGGGAUGUUUGUAUCUAAGCUUUACGUAAAGGCUGAGCACUGACUGAGCAAGGGCCUGUCCUAAGUUGUGGGUCAGAUGGGAAAGCAGUGGCCAAAGAGCAGCCUCUCUCCAAGAAGGAGCUCUGCAGCAAAGGAGGCUAUGGAAGGAGGCAGCAUGAGGAUGUAUGGUGGGGCAAGUGGAGGGACUAGCAUGGCAGGAGAGUAGGGGCUGUGCUCAGGGAUCAAGAAAAAGCCCCGGGUGGUUGAUGUAGGAAAGUGGGGUGUGAGGCAGGAAAGGCAGGGUGUUGUUGAAUGUGAAGGUAAGGACCUGCUUGUAACUGUCAGUAGAGGGGGCCAGGAAAAGGUGGAAAGCCCCAGAACACCACCUAAUUGCAGUAUGAGUGAUUUUGGAAGCACCUUCACCAACCAGAGUUUAAGAGAGUCAGCAAGUAAAGUGUAGAAACCUCCUCCUCUUUGCCCACCCUGGGGACUUGUGUGGGUGGGAAGUUAAGUAAGGAGUUGGGAUGAAUGAGAUGACCUUCUGCAUCUUUGUGGUUUCUUUCAAGAGGACAAGAUCCUACCAGAAGGCCUGUCCCUACUCUCCAAACGCCUCUCUUUUUCCUUCACUGCCCCCAUCCUGGCCUGCCUGUUGUGCAUACAGGGAAGGACACUUGUUGCAAACAUCUCCACUAGUUUGAUUUGUUGCUAGAAGUAACUCACCUGCCCCCAUGACUUAUGUGCCAUACCUUUUGGUUAGACUCAAUUUUCACCUGUUUCCCACCCUCCCUUCUCCAAUCCUGUCCCAGACUUAUCAGACAUGUAAGAAGGGAAAAUGCUCCAGUGUCAGAAAGUGAGAGGUCAAGCCCAGGCUUUGUCUGUGGCUAUAAUCAAGGCUCAGUGCAGGGCUGAGGGCUAGACCCUGGGCUCAAACUUACCAGGGCCCAGGUCAGUGUUCAGUCGGCAGCCAGAACUAAGUACUUAGCUUACACUCAGCCUUAGUGCUCGGUCUGUAGCUAAAUCCCAGUCUCAGCAGGUGCCUGAGUCUGCAUUUCCCAGUAGCUCACAGAGGAGACAAGAUAACCACCCUGACAGUCUCUGAAACUUGGCUGCAUAGGAGCCAAAUCCAUGGUGCUACAGGGGUCACCCAGUAAGCCAGUGGUGGUACUAGGACCACAACUCAUGACUUCUUCCUCUUAGAUCACUAACCCCACCCCCAGCCACACACACACACACACACACAUAUAUACACAAGCACACAGUCUCUUCUGAACCUGGGAUCCUUCUGUUCUACAAGGCAAAGCAAAUUUGUCUGAGCUCUAGAUGGGCCCAGCUGGGUAGAAAUGACUGUACUCUACUACCUCCCAGUGCCAGGCUCAUAGUAGGUCCUAUAGGAAUGUCUACUAACUGUCAGGGGCAGGGAGAAGGGACAAUGGCCUGUUCAGGUUUGGGGCAGAAGGAGGCUAGCUUGGGGGAAGGGCUCUCCUGCCAUUGUCAGAGGAAAUAGCACCCUUCCAGGCCUGCCACCCUCCUCCUCCAGCCUGCAGUCAUACUCAGAGGCCUCCCAGCUGGCCCACCUGAGGGCUCUUUCCUCUUUCAGAAUGAAAAAGAAAAAGAAAGGACAUUUUUAGUAGAAAAGUCCCUCUUGCUCCCUGGGAAUCCCCGGUGGCCGGAUGGACUACGGGAUAUCCCAGAGGAAGCCAGGGCCCUCCCUCUGCCCCCAGCACAAUGCAGCUGGGUUCUCCCACGCUGCACCAGCUGGCCUUUGGGGCUCCCAGAGGUCAUCUCAUCCAGGCCCCUAUCUCCUGGGCCUGGAUGGAGCCUGCAGCAAGCUUCUGAGACCACUGAACAGCCAGUCUGAGAAGCACCUAUCUGGAGCCCAGGCCUGAGAUGCAACAGGAAGCGGAGAGCAAACAAGAUGGGAAGGCUGUGUGAGUCUAGCAGGGGAGAUUCAGGUAGCCUGGAAAGCGGCCAGGCACUGGACCUUCGGGGCCAGUGAGGGUUGAGACUCCGGGCAGAACGUGCAGAGGUUGAACUGCAAGGUGAGAGGUAGAAUGUAUUGGGAAGUCAGAGCCCAGCUGAUGAGGCUCUGACAACCAGGUUCCCCAUGCCCUUGUUCCUGGCAUCCUCAGGUCUGAGCCCCUGGACACCAGCCCCAGGCCUGACCUGGCCAUGGCACUGUGCCUAAAGCAGGUGUUCGCCAAGGAUAAGACGUUCCGGCCACGGAAGCGAUUUGAACCAGGCACUCAGCGCUUUGAGUUGUACAAGAAAGCACAGGCCUCGCUGAAGUCUGGCCUGGACCUGCGCAGCGUGGUGAGGCUGCCACCCGGCGAGAACAUCGAUGACUGGAUUGCGGUGCACGUGGUGGACUUCUUCAACCGCAUCAACCUCAUCUACGGCACCAUGGCUGAGCGCUGCAGCGAGACCAGCUGCCCAGUCAUGGCCGGCGGGCCCCGCUACGAGUACCGCUGGCAGGACGAGCGCCAGUACCGGCGGCCAGCCAAGCUCUCGGCGCCGCGCUAUAUGGCAUUGCUCAUGGACUGGAUCGAAAGCCUCAUCAAUGACGAGGAGGUCUUUCCGACGCGUGUUGGAGUUCCCUUCCCCAAAAACUUCCAGCAAGUCUGUACCAAGAUCCUGACCCGCCUCUUCCGAGUCUUUGUCCAUGUCUACAUCCACCACUUCGACAGCAUCCUCAGCAUGGGGGCGGAGGCACAUGUCAACACCUGCUACAAGCACUUCUACUACUUCAUCCGCGAGUUCAGUCUGGUGGACCAAAGGGAGCUGGAGCCACUGAGGGAGAUGACAGAGCGGAUCUGUCACUGAGCCCAGGCCUGAACUUUGUUGCCAGUCAGAUGGACCAUCUGAACACAGGGUGGCUGGGGAGGGAGGCCUCAGGAGUCUGGUGGUAGAAGACUCUGAGGGCCCAGGGACCCCCUCCACACACCCAAAGCCUCUGGACUUCUGGUUCUCAGGAGUCUGCCUACAUGUCCCCCUGACUGCUUGUGAAAGGAGAAAGGGAGGGCUUCCAGUGGGCAAACAGAAGGAAAAGGGAGUUAAACCUCUGGCAUGAAGUGUGGAAGUGGUAUAGGCUAGAGGAUUUCUUCUGUGAUGCCUGACUUUUCUAUGGUGGUUCCCAAGCUUAUUUGCAGAAUAUGGAUAUGGCUGAGGUGAUGGCAAAGAAGGUAUAACUGAGUGACCAGGCUGUAUGUGAAGAGCACAGAUGCCAGGGUGUGUGUGUGUGAGAUUUUGACUGUGGGGUGUGUCUGUGAGAGCAAGCUGCCUUAGACCCUCCAUGGCACAUAGUAGGCCCUGCAUAAACACUGGGCAGAUAGAUGGACAGUUGGAGAGAUAAAGAGAUUGGGACCAUCAGAGCUUGACCACUGUAGGAGGGAUGACAGGUCAGUGUCACCAUUCAGUGUACAUGACUAUGUGUGUAAGUACACAGAUUGUGAUUGUACUUGCGGCUCUAUGUGUGAACCUUCCAGGCUACCAUGUUCCAUCAGCGUGAGUCUUAGGGAAUUGGGGGGAGGUGGGAGGGGGGAACCUUUUCCUGACUUCCUGCAGACACAGGUUCUGAAUUGCUCAGCCAGAGAUGCCCAAGAGCUGUCAUUUCAUUCAUCUCUUUGUCUCUAGGAGGACCUGAUUAUAGACAGCCUCCUGGGGCUUGGGAAUGAUCCCUCAUGUCCACAGAGGUCCCCUGACCCUUAAACUUGGAAUCAUACUCAGUCUAGCACUCAGAAUCUACAGACCUGGCUCCUCCAAUCUGAAGCCCAGCACAAAAUAAUCCUUCAGCUCAAGGACCUACUGGAACUUGACUAGGAGCUUGAGUCUUGUCUCCCAUCUCAGACAUUGAGGAUCACGUAGCUGGUGAAUGGACUCUUCUAGGCUUGCAGAGUGCUUACUUAAAAGUAACUGCCUUGGCCAGGCAUAGUGGCUCACACCUAUAAUCCUAGCACUCUGGGAGACUAAGAGAGACUUGAGCUCAGGAGUUUAAGACCAGCCUGAGCAAGAG